Messenger RNA from Peronospora matthiolae, 3903 nucleotides. Lineage: Eukaryota; Oomycota; Peronosporomycetes; Peronosporales; Peronosporaceae. The record is from the annotation of a GenBank genome assembly.
AUGUCCUCUGCUCAUGAUGCCACCACCAAGAUCUCCAUUGACAAGUUCGACGGCGACAACUACGCGACGUGGAGCCGCUACAUGCGUGGCGUGUUCCUGACCAAGUCGGCGUGGCACGUGGUGAACCGGGAGACCACCCCCACCUUCGCCGAUCCUCGCGCCAGUGACGACUACGUCAAGACGAACAACAUUGCGUUCGGCUUGAUGCUGCUGCACAUGAGCGCAGAAUAUCAUCACGUGGUUGAUGACUGUGAAGAGGCGUGGGUCGCGUGGGCGCGUUUGAAGACGCUGUACGGCGGGUCACAGAAGGCUGGACGCAUCUACUUGAAGCGCCAGCUUCCUCAACAUCAGCGCGAAGCUCAGCAGCAUCGGCGCCAAGUGGAGGACGAGGACGUGGCGAUCUGCUUGUUGCGCAGCCUCCCCAAGAGCUACGAAAACGUCGUUCUCAACUUGGAGAUGAGCAGCGCGGAACUGCGAUCUCGAGACGUCGUGACAGUGCUCACGAAUGAGCACAUCAAGAGGCAAGGUGACAAGACGACAUCGGUGAAGACUGAAGACGCGGCGAAGGCGUUCAGUACCGAGCGUGAACCUCGCCAGUGUACAUACUGCGGAAAAUUGGGGCACACGGCGGAGCGGUGCUGGACCAAGCAGAAGGACGAAAAUCAAGGUGGAGCUCGACGCGGCGGCAACAAUGCUCGUGGACGCGGAGCCAACAACGUUCAGUGGCGAACCAACAGCAACUACGACGACAACUACGAUCGAGUUGCGUUCGCGAUUUCGCUGGAGGCUGGACUUUCGGCGGGCAAGAAUAUGCCAGGGAUGUGGGCAGUCGACAGCGGUGCGACGCAUCACAUCUGCAACGACAAAGCCAAGUUUGCAAGCCUGAAUGAGCGAGAGGAAGGCGAGCUAUCAGUGGCUGAUGGCAGCAAGGCUGCGAUCAAGGGUGUGGGAACCAUCAUGGAACGGGUGGUUCUGCCCAAUGGUGACGAACGCGACAUCGAGAUCAAGGACGCACUGUUCGUACCAAGUAUGAGCAAGAAUCUGCUUUCGGUGCCACAGAUCAACAAGGGUGGCAGGUUCCAAGUCGUGUUCGAUGGAUCCAAGAUGCAAGUGAAGCGCAAAAAUUCCACACAAGUCGUGGCAACAGCGGAUCUCGUCGAUGAACUUUACUGGCUGCGGACUCCUCAACGAUCGGCAAAUGCAGCAACACGCAAUGGGACCAUCGACUUGCAUGCGCGCAUGGGUCAAGCACCCCUCGAAGUUCUGCACAAGAUGGUGACCACCGGCAUGAUCAAGGACGCCAAAGCACCUCUCAACUCGACUGGUCCAAGUGUGUGUCGCGGUUGCCAGCAAGGAAAGAUGGUCCAAAAACCAUUCCCAACCAACCGUGACAAACGCCAAUAUGCUAGCGGUUGCAUGAAGGGCUUCUGUCUGCGGUCCAAGUAUGAGAGUAAAGUCUGUAUCAAGAACCACAUCAUCAAGAUUCAAACUCAGUUCGGCACGAAGAUCAAGUUUGUUCGGCACGAUGGAGCGCAUGAGUUUGCGACCAACUCCAUCAAGACCUUCUACGAAGACCAUGGUAUCAAACAACAGAUCACGGUGCCGUAUGCACACCAGACCAACGGCACCGCAGAACGCGCGAUAAGGACCAUCGUCACGAUCGGACGCAGCUUGUUGCAUCAUGCAAAACUGGAGAAGUGUUUCUGGGCUGAAGCGGCAAUGACGGCGAUCUACAUCAAGAACCGCCUGCCUUCACCCAAGAUCGACCACAAGAAUCCGUUCGAAAUCGUGUACAAGUCGAAACCAAGUGUCAAGCACAUGCGCGUGUUUGGAUGUCGGGCGUUUAUCCUGACACCAAGGGAGAAGCGAUUGAAGUGGGACCCGAAGGCUCGUGAAGGGAUGUUCAUGGGCUACGAAGAAGCGUCAAAAGCUUAUCGAGUGUACGACAUUGAGGCGGACCAAGUGGUGAUCAGUCGUGACAUCACCUUCGACGAAUCGACUUUUGACUUUUUGAUGGACCGACCAAGUGACGAUGAUGAAGAUGCGGAGUUGGACCUCGACCUUCUUGCGAUCAACGAGGACGACGUGCGUCAAACCGUCUGCAAGCAGACUGGCAAGCGCAAGAGUGAAGCAAGACCCGGCAUGUCACGUUCAGCUCGCCCUCGAACUAGGUUGGAACAAGCAAGUGCGCCGGCACACGUCUCCAACCGUCACCAGAAACGACGAUCAAGUGCUCCAGAAACGAUGUCUGAUGACGAAGAAGAUGCAAGCGUCUACGAUCAAGACGACGACUCGACGCCUCCAACAUUUUGGCGUGCAGGUGCAAACGCAGUGGAAGCAACGGACCUAGCAGAACCUGUGACUUUUCAAGACGCGAUCAAUGGUCCUGAUCAAGCUCACUGGCGAAAUGCUGUGAAGGCGGAACUCAAGUCGAUGCAUCUUCGUGGAGUUUUCCGUGCGGCAAAACUGCCAAGAGGCCAAGGCGCGAUCGGCACCACGUGGGUGUUCAAGAUCGAGCGCAAAGCGGAUGGAUCGGUCGAGAAAUACAAGGCGCGUCUCGUUGCCAAGGGCUUCAAGCAGAAGUACGGCAUCGACUACACAGAGACGUUCUCGCCCGUGGUCAAGUACGUGACACUGCGCAUGGUGAUCGCGAUCACCAAGUAUUUCGACUGGCCACUGGACCAACUCGAUGUGGUGACAGUCUUUCUCUACGGAGUGAUGAAGGAGAAGGUGUACUGCGUGAUACCAGAAGGCGUCGAGAUGGAUGGCGACUUCGACUGUCUCGAGUUGGUGAAGGCGAUCUACGGUCUCAAGCAAGCUUCACGUGUGUGGAACGAGACUUUCGACGAGUUCGUAUGCUCUAUCGGUUUCAAAGUGUCGGCGUUCGACCCAUGUCUCUGCAUCAAAGUUGUCGACGGUCACUGUGUGCUCGUGCUGGUAUACGUGGAUGACGUAUUGGUCACCGGUAGCUCGCUCGAGUUGAUUGCGCAGACGAAGGCCGACCUCAAGACGCGUUUCGAGAUGACCGACAGUGGCAAGUGUACUUUUGUACUGGGCAUCGAACUGGUGUACGAAUCGGAUGGCAGCGUGACGAUGUGCCAGCGACGGUAUGUCAACGACAUCCUCAAGCGCUUCGGCAUGGAUGAGUGCAAGGCCACAGCAAGUCCGGUCGACUUGAGCACUCGGCUUGUCGCAAGCAGCGAAGCGGCCAAGAUCGACGUUCCGUUUCGUGAAGCUGUGGGAGCUUUGAUGCACUUGAUGACUGCGACGCGCCCGGACAUUGCGUAUGCUGUGGUUUACGUCUCGCGCUUCAUAGAGAAUCCGCAGCAAGAACAUUGGACGGCGGUGAAGCGCAUCUUUCGUUACUUGCAAGGGACCAAGUCGCACGGACUCCGCUUCCAGCCAAGCGACAAGAUCGACUUUCGUAGCUACUCGGACGCGGACUGGGCCGGCGACCACGCUGAUCGCAAGUCGACUUCGGGUUACACUUUCAUGCUGAUGGGUGCUCCUGUGAGUUGGGGAAGCAAGAAGCAGUCAAGUGUGUCGCUGUCGACGAGUGAAGCGGAAUACAUCGCACUGAGUCUGGCCAUCCAGGAAGGCAAGUGGGUGCAUCGCCUGCUAAGCGAGAUUUUGGCGGCCGCAAACGAACCAGGACCGGACCUCGUCAUCCGUGAAGACAACCAGUCGUGCAUCAAGAUGACGAAGAAUCCGGUGAAUCAUGGCCGCGCCAAGCACAUCGACAUCAAGUACCAUCACAUCCGUGAUGAGGUCAAGCGCGGUGAAGUGCAGCUCGAGUAUUGCGAGACUUCCGUGAUGAUGGCGGACAUCAUGACCAAGGGACUUUCGGGACCUCGUCACAAGGACUUGACGACGGCUCUCGGCAUUCGUGCGAGUUCGGAUUGA